Messenger RNA from Vespa velutina, 4081 nucleotides. RefSeq names its product AMP deaminase 2 (gene AMPdeam). The record is from RefSeq and is a predicted model, not a curated record. Gene Ontology annotation, molecular function: AMP deaminase activity. Gene Ontology annotation, cellular component: cytosol. NCBI's taxonomy places the organism in Eukaryota, Metazoa, Arthropoda, Insecta, Hymenoptera, Vespidae. The transcript has 10 exons. Gene Ontology annotation, biological process: AMP metabolic process; IMP salvage. The coding region runs from base 1403 to 3517 and encodes 704 amino acids.
AAGGGGUUGCUGGUGAUUUGCCCUCGGCUGCUAUCGUUCUCAGUACUUGCGCGAACGUUGACGCGAUCGGACGUACAAGUUACUAUAUCGUCCGUGAUAUUCGAUCAAAAAAAAAGAAAAUAUGCAAGAGACACGAAGAGAUAAUAGUAACGAAAUGUUCGAUGAUAGAAAAUAAAGAUUUAUUGCAUUUAUAAGCAAGCAUUCGCUGUGAAAGUUCCUUCUCUUUCUAACAAGAAAAAAAUAUUCGAAGUAUUCUCUUUAAACGUCGAAGUGAAUUUUAACGUUCUUUUAUCGCUAUGUCUCGAAUUUUCUUCGACGAUCGAUCGUGAAAAUAUAGAUUAGAUUCACCUUGCGUCAUUGUUUCUUUUUUUUUUUCUUUUUUUUUUUUUUUUCUUUUUUUCUUUCUUUUUUCUUUUUUCUUGUUAAGGGUGGCAGGAAUUAGAUGGGUAUUAUAAUCGUACGACGAGUUACCGCAUUACCCUGACAUUGGACGGUUUCUUUUCUUUUACUGCAGUGUGACACAACAUCUUAUGCACGAGUAUUAUAAGUGUUAAGAAUCUAUAGAAUUCCUGUGUCUUUUUUUUUUUUCUUUUUUUUCUUUUUUUUUUUUUUACCGAUAAUCAUAUAUUGUGACGUAUACGGUAAACGUAACAAAUGUUUGAUAGAUCGCAUUCAAUGAUCGAUCGCACGUGGUUAAUCGAGAACCAAGUACGAUUUAAAUUAUCAAAGGGAACAGUGAUGUUAUAGCAACAGGUACUACUUUCAUUAUCAUGUUUGAUUUUUCGCGUUAAUUAGAAAGCACUAAUAUUUACAAAUACAAAAUUCAAAUGUGUACAUUUGCCAUUGUUAAUUCUUUACGGCGAAGGUUCCUUUUCUGUCAAUCAUAUUCCACCGUGCUUAUUUUAUACUAUACAACGAGAUGUCAUUAUGUGGUAGUUACGUUUACAUAAGUUAGAGCACAACUAACGUACACAUACACACGCGCACGCGUACACAAAAUAAGUGAAGGAUAACAUAUGACUGAUAGGGAAACUUGGCCGCAUGGAGAAGAAACUCCCCACUACACGCUAUUUAUAACUGCAGGUGUACUUACAUACGUUUGGAUGCACUAAAUACUUCAGUAGAUUAUCUAAAAUCAUGGAUUAUUAAAUUCGUUGAAUAUGCAAUUAUAAUAAAUCAUACAAAACAAUAAGAAAGUUUCUCUAAACGCUAUAACAGUGUAGUUAUAAGAAAAAGGACUUUCGAAGCAUUAUUAGUAAUUAAAUCGUAUAAAAAUUUUUGUAUUUAACAUAAAUAAAAUAGAUCCAUUUGUAAAAAAUCUUUGUGUUAAAAAAAAGUUUGUGCGUCUUCGAGGACGCGCUUGAAACACGAAAAAUCGUAAAUAAAAAUAGGAAUACGUAACAUGUUUGCUGGUGCAAACGAAUCAAAAAGAUGGCUACGGGAUAAUACCAUACUUCUGAGAGCCGCAAAGGAUCUCGAAGAGCGACGCAGUCAUUAUGAACCGUCGAUUGGUCCUGGAGUACCUGACUACGUUGAUGAUCCCUCGUUUAAUUUCGAGGAAAAUGAUUUUGUGCCACAUUUUCAACGAGUUUCAAUAUCCGGAGAAGAUACAUCGGGGGUACCUUUGGAAGAUCUUCAACAGGCAUCGCAAAUGCUCGUUCAAGCCUUGGUGAUACGAGAAAAGUAUAUGAAUAAUUCUAAACAAAGUUUUCCUUCUAUUACGACCAAAUUUUUACGUAGCAUCGAUAAAAGACCUGUUACUUCGAAUGAUGAAGUUCAACAUGAUGAUCGUAAAGCUAUCGCAGAUCAUCCAGUACACGCACCUGCAUCACGUGGAGAUCCUUGGGAAUGCAAAUUCCCACCAGCAAAAAAUUAUACAAUUUUACCCAUAAACGGUGUUUUCAAUGUUUUCGCCAAUGAAGAGGACGCGAAAAAUGGAGAACCACUUCCAUAUUCCUAUCCAGAUUUAGCAGCCUUUGUUAGGGACAUGAAUCUUCUUUGUACCAUGAUCGCCGACGGUCCUUUAAAAUCUUUUUGCUAUAGAAGAUUGAGUUAUCUCUCAUCCAAGUACCAGUUGCACGUUUUGUUGAAUGAACUUAGAGAGUUGGCUAGUCAGAAAGCUGUUCCACAUAGAGACUUUUAUAAUAUAAGAAAGGUCGAUACACAUAUUCAUGCGGCUUCCUGUAUGAAUCAAAAACAUCUUCUUAGAUUUAUAAAGAAAACAUUAAAGAAUCAUGCGGAUGAAAUUGUUACGUGUUCGAAAAAUGGUGAGACUAUGACAUUGAGCGAAGUAUUCCAAUCAAUGAAUUUAACAACAUACGAUUUAAGCGUAGAUAUGCUAGACGUACAUGCUGAUAGAAACACAUUUCAUAGGUUCGAUAAAUUCAAUGCUAAAUAUAAUCCUAUUGGUGAAAGCAGACUUCGUGAAGUUUUUCUUAAAACUGAUAAUUAUCUUAAUGGUAAAUUUUUUGCAAGUAUAAUUAAAGAAGUGGCAAGCGAUCUUGAAGAAUCGAAAUAUCAAAAUGCAGAAUUACGACUGUCCAUUUAUGGAAAAAAUCCUGAAGAGUGGGAUAAACUAGCUAAAUGGGCGAUACAGAGCGAUGUUUAUUCGGACAAUGUGCGCUGGCUCAUUCAAAUUCCAAGACUUUACGACAUCUUCAAGCUAAAUAAGCUUAUGACCAACUUCCAAGAGAUUUUAAAUAAUAUCUUUUUACCUCUUUUUGAAGUAACUAAUGAUCCACAUUCACAUCCUGAAUUACAUAAGUUUCUACAAUAUGUGAUAGGUUUUGAUUCUGUAGAUGAUGAAAGUAAGCCUGAAAAUCCAUUAUUUGACAAAGAUGUUAGCCCCCCAGAAGAAUGGGAUGACAUUGAAAAUCCUCCAUACGCAUAUUACCAGUAUUAUACUUAUGCAAACAUGACAGUGUUGAAUCACUUUAGAGCGGAGCAAGGUUUAAAUACUUUCGUUCUUCGCCCUCAUUGUGGAGAAGCUGGACCAAUUCAACAUCUUGUUUGUGGUUAUAUGAUGGCAGAAAAUAUUUCUCAUGGCCUCUUGCUAAGAAAAGUUCCCGUACUCCAGUAUUUGUAUUAUUUGGCACAAAUUGGCAUUGCCAUGUCUCCUUUAAGUAACAAUUCUCUUUUUUUAAAUUAUCAUCGUAAUCCUCUUCCAGAAUACCUUGCAAGAGGAUUGUGUGUAAGUCUUUCAACAGAUGAUCCUCUACAAUUUCACUUCACGAAAGAGCCUUUAAUGGAGGAAUAUAGUAUUGCAGCACAAGUAUGGAAGCUCAGUUCAUGUGAUAUGUGUGAAUUAGCCCGUAAUUCAGUUCUUAUGAGUGGUUUCCCACACAAGAGUAAACAAUAUUGGCUUGGCCCAAAUUAUACAAAAGAAGGUGUUGCUGGUAAUGAUAUUACUAGGACCAACGUACCGGAUAUACGAGUGGCAUACAGAUAUGAAACUCUGGUCGACGAAUUAUGUAAUAUUUGUAAAGUCGUAGAAAAACCAGAAUCUAUACUAUUUUAACUUUGGUUAACUUUGCAAAAUGUAUUAUAACAAUACAACAUUUUUCCUGCAAUGAAUUAUUUCAAAUAUGGACAAAAUUAUAAUGGAACAGGUAAGUUUGUGAUUCCUAUAAUAGAAUUAAUUAUUUUGAUUUCUCUUACAAUCUUUAUUCAGCAUUUGUAUAUGAUAUAUUUUAUAGGCAGACUAUCUUCUAUCUAAAUUAAUAUAAAACAAUAUUUCUGGUUAUUAUAUUUAUUAAUUCAAACGAAAAAAAUUCAACUAUCAUAUUAUAAUAUUUCUCAAAGUAUCUGUUAAACUGAAUCUGACAAUACCUUUUAUAUACCUUUUGGUAUCAAAUAUUAUAUUUUUAUUUAUGACACAUAUUUCCACUAUUAUGUAUAAGUAAACAAACUAAUUAUAAUGAUCUUAUAUAGAAAUGUAUUUUGCAAUAUCUUUGAAGUCUUUUUGCUCAGAAAAGACUUUGAAAUCCUAUCACAAAGAGCAAAAGUAAUGGAAUGAAAUCUUAGAUCUAUGUGUGUUGACCAAUUUAAAAUUAGUUAUUCAGAAAUAUUCUUAUUUUCUUAA